AUGACAAACAUGUUAGUGCAUCUAAAAGCUUCCUUUGGCCGCUACAUUUUCGACUGGACUCGUGCCAUCGGAGAAGCAGCAGUAUUUCUCCCCUACACCCCCAGCAUGAAUCCGAUGAAUGGUCCUGCGGCAGUGCCUUCUAUCUGGCAGGAGGCUCGCAAUGCCGAUGGAAGGCCAUACUACUACAAUGUCCAGACUAAGGCCACGCAAUGGGCUAAGCCUCUCGAGCUGAUGACACCCGUGGAGCGAGCUCUGUCGAAUCAACCAUGGAAGGAAUAUACGACAGAAAGCGGACGGAAAUAUUGGUACCACACAGAGUCCAAGCAAAGCACUUGGGAGAUGCCAGAUGUUUACAAAGAUGCUUUGGGACAGGCCCAAACAUCCCAGCCUCCCCCAGCAGCGGCCCCAACAUUCGUUGCGGGAGGCGUGAGCUCAAUGACGUCGUAUACACCGCAGCGUGAGCGCGAUGACUACGACCGGGGAUACGGUGACCGACGUGGUGGCUAUGGCUCAACUGAUACAAACGGAUUUAUUGCUACUUCAUUACCUGGCGCCGCCCAAGCGGAGCCCGAGUAUGGCUCGUUUGAAGAGGCGGAGGGUGCGUUCAUGAAAAUGCUUAAACGCCACAGCGUGCAACCCGACUGGUCCUGGGAGCAGACUAUGCGUACGGUCAUCAAGGAUCCUCAGUAUAGGGCUCUGAAGGAUCCCAGAGACCGCAAAGCAGCCUUUGAGAAAUAUGCGAUCGAGGUUCGCAUGCAGGAAAAGGACCGAGCGAAAGAAAGAUUCGCUAAGCUCAGAGCAGAUUUCAACACAAUGCUGAAACGUCAUCCUGAAAUCAAACACUACAGUCGCUGGAAGACUAUCAGGCCAAUCAUUGAGGGGGAGACCAUCUUCCGGUCUACAAACGAUGAAAACGAGAGACGCCAGCUUUUCGAGGAGUACAUCCUGGAGCUCAAGAAAGAGCACGUUGAACAGGAAGCUGCCAGGCGCAAAGCCGCAAUGGAUGAACUGGUGACCAUUUUGAACUCGUUGGAUCUGGAGCCAUAUACGCGCUGGUCUGAGGCACAGGCCAUUAUUCAGUCAAACGAUAAGGUCCAAAACGAUGAUAAGUUCAAGACCUUGAGCAAGUCCGAUAUCCUGACUGCAUUCGAGAACCAUAUCAAAUCGCUUGAGCGAGAAUUCAAUGAUGCGCGUCAGCAGCAAAAAGCGGCCAAGGCAAGAAAGGAACGCCAUGCUCGUGAGCAAUUUCUUGAAUUGUUGAAAGAGCUACGAACACAGGGCAAAAUCAAGGCCGGCAGCAAAUGGAAUAGCAUCUAUCCAAUAAUUCAUGAGGAUCCCCGUUACCAAGGGAUUCUUGGGAACUCUGGAUCGUCUCCCUUGGACCUCUUCUGGGACAUGGUCGAGGAAGAGGAAAGAACCCUUCGAGGACCACGAAAUGAUGUUUUGGACGUUCUUGAUGACAAACGCUACGAAGUGACGCCCAAGACUACUUUUGAGGAGUUCAACGCCGCUGUACUUGGCGAUCGCCGAACUGCCAACCUGGACCCCGAGAUUCUCCAACUGCUAUUCAAGCGCAUUCAGGACAAAGCUAUUCGUAGAAACGAGGAAGAGAAGCAUGCGGCGGAUCGCCAUCAGCGGCGCGCUAUUGAUGCUUUGCGCUCCCGGAUCAAGCGUCUGGAUCCUCCUGUGCGGACUGCUGAUACCUGGGAUCAAGUGCGGCCCAGGCUGGAGAAGUUUGAGGAGUACAAAGCUAUCGAAUCUGAUGAAAUUCGUCAGGCGGCCUUCGACAAGUUUGUACGCCGUCUGAAAGAGAAAGAAGAGGAUAUUGAGCGAGACCGCGACUCGCGUGACAAGGAUCGUGGAAGCCGUCGAGACCACGAUCGCAGCGACCGUGAUUACCGUAGCGGAGUAUCCUACAGAGGCGAAAGAAGAGGGGCUUCCAGUCGGCAUAGCCGCACCCCCGAACCCGACGCCUACGAAGCGGAUCGCCGCAAAGCCCAGGCAGACCGAGAGCGAUCCUACCGCAAAGCCAGCGGGCUUUCGCCCGUUCGAGAAAGGCGGGAGGAGCGUGAUAGGGAGAGAGACCGUGAUAGGGAUCGUUACCAUGAACGCGACCGCGAGUGGGAUCGGGAACGGGAACGGGAACGAAGCUCCCGCUCCCUCAGCCAUUAUGGCCGUGACCGCCGUGAGCGGGAAGAUGAACGCGAGAGACUCUAUCGCGCCCGUGGAGAUCCACGUGGCAGUCGAGAUGAACUUGAUUACGGUGCCGACACACGAAGCACAAUCAGCAACGAUCGCCGGCGUAGACGGGAUAGCGAUGCAGAAAGUGUCACUAGUCGUUCUACUAAGCGACAUCGACGCGACAGUCGUGAGCGAGAGCGCAGCCACGGAGCAAGACGAGAGAGGGACCGCCACGAGCGUACUCCGGCCGUAGAUGAAACGAAGAAAGAAGAGAAGGCUGUACAUUCUGGUAGCGAAGAAGGAGAGAUUGAAGAGGACUAA
Molecule: messenger RNA, 2502 nt
Organism: Aspergillus tanneri
Lineage: Eukaryota; Fungi; Ascomycota; Eurotiomycetes; Eurotiales; Aspergillaceae
Product: snoRNA-splicing protein PRP40
Exons: 4
Coding region: 1-2502 (833 amino acids)
Biological process (GO): mRNA cis splicing, via spliceosome
Cellular component (GO): U1 snRNP; U2-type prespliceosome
Molecular function (GO): protein binding; RNA binding
Source: RefSeq, a predicted model, not a curated record